AUGAUGUCCACGAUUCCCUCUCCUACAGAUACAGACGCGCUGGCAAACAGGAUCAAUUUCCACACGAGAGAUCUCCACAAUGAGGUGGAUAAAGCAUUCUCUGUCAAGUUCAUGAUGGCAUUGAGACACUCGUUCAUAUAUACGGAUAUCUUGAAGACUUUCUACACGGUGUUUGGUACCGUUGAGCAACGGAUAGACGAGUUGAUAGCCAGUGAGGGGGGUGACGGUGUGGGUGCUAUUUUGGGGGAAUUCUAUGUCCCGGAGUUUAGACGUGCGGAUAAGAUUAAGAGAGAUCUCGUAUUUCUUGGGGAAUGGGACACGGUGGAGUCUGGCCAGUGGACUCCGCCGCCACAACUCGCGGGUUUCUUGCAGUAUCUCCGGUCGGAGAUGGAUAGGGACCCGAUCACCGUGCUGGCACCUUGCCACGUGCUGUACUUGGCCCUGUUCGCUGGCGGGAGGGUUUUCAAGUCAUCGCUGUUUAAGAAUCUAGGGUUCCUGCCCAAUUUCAGGGAUAAGAACGGCCCCGGUGAAGAGAUGUCCGAUCAUACAUUGGUCUCUAACGCUACUAAUUUCUUCCAAUUUGCAGAAACGAUAGAGGACGAAAACAAAUUGAGGUGGACGUACAAGAGGAAUUACGAGCUAGCAACGCGGGACACACUCACGGAGGAUCAGAAACUUGCGGUGAUUGCCGCGUCGAGGGACGUGUUCCGCCACACUUUCGCGGUCAUCGAGGAAAUCUGCCAACAGAACCACGAUGAACUCAUGUCCUUUAGGUCUUUCAAAAUCGUCACGUACUUCCUUGAGGAGUGGAAGUUCAACAAAAACUUUAAGAGGGGGGUCCUGUGGGGCGUCGCCUUCCUAGCACAGUUCCUCUUCGUAGUGUUGUACUGCUGCUUCCUCAGACGCUAA
This is a messenger RNA of Huiozyma naganishii CBS 8797, 909 nucleotides long. RefSeq names its product Hmx1p (gene HMX1). Gene Ontology annotation, molecular function: heme oxygenase (decyclizing) activity. The transcript has a single exon. Gene Ontology annotation, biological process: heme oxidation. The coding region runs from base 1 to 909 and encodes 302 amino acids. The record is from RefSeq and is a predicted model, not a curated record. NCBI's taxonomy places the organism in Eukaryota, Fungi, Ascomycota, Saccharomycetes, Saccharomycetales, Saccharomycetaceae.